Messenger RNA from Myripristis murdjan (pinecone soldierfish), 1299 nucleotides. RefSeq names its product protein shisa-8. Gene Ontology annotation, biological process: regulation of AMPA receptor activity; regulation of short-term neuronal synaptic plasticity. The transcript is spliced from 4 exons. The record is from RefSeq and is a predicted model, not a curated record. Gene Ontology annotation, cellular component: dendritic spine membrane; postsynaptic membrane; postsynaptic density. Lineage: Eukaryota; Metazoa; Chordata; Actinopteri; Holocentriformes; Holocentridae. The coding region runs from base 1 to 1299 and encodes 432 amino acids.
AUGGCCACCUCCGUGCACCCUCUCUUGGCGAGCUUCUCCCUGGCCAUUCUGCUGGGUUUGACCUCUCUGGGUGGACACAACUCUCCACCAUCAGGACGCGCAUUGGCCCAGGUCUCCAGCAGCAAUACCAACCAGACAACAGCGCCCUCUGUCCCCCCGGAGGCUGCGCUCGCGACACCCACACCAGACAUGGAGGACCAAACGGUGCCAUCCAUUGGCAGCCGUUGCUGGGGUUACUAUGAUGUCAUGGGUCAGUGGGACCCACCCUUCAACUGCAACGCAGGCAUCUACAUGUUCUGCUGCGGGUCCUGCUUCUACCGCUUCUGCUGCCAGUUCAAAGUUCACAGUCUGGACCAGACGUCCUGCUCCAACUACGACACACCUGUUUGGGCCAAUACCGGGAAACCAGCGGCACCCGUCACUGAGGUCCACGAGGAGCCAGACCGGGACCGGACCCACAUGAUUGUGUAUAUUAUCUGUGGAGUGGUGGCCAUCAUGGUGCUGGUUGGAAUUUUCACCAAGUUGGGGCUGGAGAAGAGUCAGGGAGGACAGACUGACAUGACCAACUCCAGGACUCUGACAGAGCUGCUGAAGCAGCCAGGGGAUGCAGGAGGGGUGGAUGGAACUGGGGGUCAUCAUCCCAUAGGAACCAACGGCAUCUCAGCCCGGGCACUACGCUCCAACAACGAUCAUAACCAUCUGAACAACGCAGCCUUGUCUCCCUUGGGUCCAGCCAUGGCCUUGUCUCACCCUCACAACAACCUGGGAAUUGGCUUCAACAAGUACACCUCGCUUAAGGCUGUGGACACAGCUGCAAGAGACUACUACAAGAGUUACCCUAUGGUGGAUUACACCCACCGCCAGUCCCCUCCCACUUUCCAGCCAAUCGCCUUCCAUCCCAAGGACAAGCCCUUCCUCCCACCGCCAGACAUCCAUGCACCACUCGCCAUCACCAUCAACGCCUCCCAGAUCCCCAAACCCAAGAUCUCCAAGACCAACACCCACCCGCUCACCUCCAGCUCGGCCUUCAAAGCCUGGGACCCCAGUAAGAGUCACGUCCAGCACCCAGUCUCUCACAUGGGCCUCCAGGGGCCGCAACACCACCCCAUCCAGCAGCAGCAGCACCAGUCCCUGCACCAGCCCAACAGCCGGCGCCAGGCUUACUCCAACAAGAGGCAGUUCAGCAUCGAGACGCUGCCCGAGCUGUUCUCCCAGCCGCUGGGAUACGGCCACUCGCCACACAUGCAUCCCAAGCACAAGGGACUGCCCACCAACAGCAAGACGGAGGUCACCGUCUGA